Messenger RNA from Aspergillus affinis, 1335 nucleotides. Its product is annotated as monooxygenase. Lineage: Eukaryota; Fungi; Ascomycota; Eurotiomycetes; Eurotiales; Aspergillaceae. Gene Ontology annotation, molecular function: FAD binding. The coding region runs from base 1 to 1335 and encodes 444 amino acids. The transcript is spliced from 6 exons. The record is from RefSeq and is a predicted model, not a curated record. Gene Ontology annotation, biological process: secondary metabolite biosynthetic process.
AUGGCCAAUACUACCCAUGAUACCUUUCACGUCGCCAUCGUCGGUGCUGGCAUCGGUGGUCUCGCGCUGGUGAUGGCUCUCCACAAGAAGGGGAUCUUCUUCACGCUGUACGAGGAAGCCGACGAGUAUUCUGUAGUAUGUGCCGGCAUUGGAUUCGCCCCUAAUGGUAUGUGCACCAUGGAUCUCAUUGAACCUGGUUUCCGACCCCUGUAUGAAAAGGCCUGCGUUGGAAACAAAGGCGAAGACGCCCAGAAUAUCUUCUUCGAGGGCAUGCUUUUGGAAGAGGGGUUUGGACGUGGUCGACCGUGGCAUGGCAGAUCUGGAUGGGGCCACCCUAAUUACGUUCGCAAAUCCGCACACCGCAAAGCCUUACUUGACAUCAUGACCAGCUUUAUCCCGAUCGAAAACGUCAAAUUUAGCAAGCGCCUGAUGAAUGUCGAACAGCGCACAGCCGGUGUCUCCCUCACAUUUUCCGACGGCACGGCCGCCGAGGCUGCUAUACUUGCCGGUGCGGAUGGUAUCAAAAGCACCGUGCGCGAGCAUGUGCUGAAGGAUAUAUACCCGAGCCAAGUGUCACCAGUGUAUGCAGGUGCUUACUGCUAUCGAGCUGUCAUCCCAAUGUCCGAAGCCUACCCAAUCCUCGGCGACCUGACAGAUGUGGCCAAGUUCUAUUUCGGACCCAAGCGUAGCGCCGUGACCUAUCGCAUCAGUGGCGGUGAUGAAUUCAACUAUCUUCUCUGCGUUGCGGAUUCCGACGACGCGUGGAAGCUAAAGGACGCCGUCACGGAGAAGAUUACACACGAAACCAUGAUGGCCGAUUUCGAGGGCCCGGGCGUCGACGAGAGCUUCCGACAACUUCAUCGAAAAGCCAAGCCGGUUAAAUGGGGGUUCUUCCAUCAUCGUCACACCGCGACAUACUUCCGCGAUCGCGUGGUUCUGGUCGGCGACAGUGCCCACGCGUCCCUGCUUUUCCAGGCAGCAGGCGCGGCACAGGGCUUAGAAGAUGCCUUGGUGCUGUCGAACGUGCUCGCAGAGCUUGCCAGACUCCCGGAGCGCGGCGCAAGCCAGCUGCCCGCGAUCCGUGCAGGUCUGACUGCGUACGACUCGGUGCGGCGUCCACGGGCCCAGAAGCAGCUGGAGCAGGCGGCUGAGGUAGGCCACAUGAUCUUCUUUCAGCACGAGGAAGCGGGCGCCGACAUGGAAAAGAUCCUUCCCCGGCUGCAGCAAGAGCGGUUUAACUGGCUGUGGUUCUACGAUAUGAACGACGAUGUGCAGGAGGUGCUUGGCAGGAUGCAGAAAGAGAUCAGUACCAAUUCUCACGGUGCGAAGAUAUAA